Molecule: messenger RNA, 1670 nt
Organism: Puccinia graminis f. sp. tritici CRL 75-36-700-3
Lineage: Eukaryota; Fungi; Basidiomycota; Pucciniomycetes; Pucciniales; Pucciniaceae
Exons: 5
Coding region: 21-1670 (549 amino acids)
Source: RefSeq, a predicted model, not a curated record
UUUUCUUUCAUGCUUCAAAUAUGUCCAAGGUCGUAUCUCUGCAAGCUGUAAAGAAAGUAAUCAUAUUCACGAUCGGGAUCCAUGAAAUCUUGAAGGAUUCAUUAGGACCAGCACUUGUGGCGGCGAAACCUAUGCGGCCGCCUUGGAGAGAUGCUUCGAUGAUGAGCUCUGCAACUUCAGAUCAAAACGGGGCGGCAGUUUCUGGGAUGGCUUUUUCUAAUCACCACAUCCCCGGGGCGACUGUUGUUGGUACAACAUUGGGAACGGUUAUCAGGCCGGUAGUUUCAGUUUCCUGGCUGGUGGAACCAAAUGUGCCCAUCUAUUGGGUUGCAUCUCGGGACGGUGGAGCGGCUCAUCAAAUACCGACUGGUACUACUGCUGCUGCUGAUCACCCAAGAAGAUUGCACUCUGAGCUCUCCACUCUUGCGCCACCUUUCAUACCCGAAGGGAUCCCGUCUGGAAAGCCAUCUUCGAGACAACUCCAUCAUGGAUCCUCGCUUGGUUCUCCUGCAAGCCAAAGACCUCAUCGCCCCACUAGAAGCCAUUCCCAUGCAGAAAGUUUUCAGUCGUUGGUUAGUCAAAAAGAAGGAGGCGCAGUUGGAGUGAGUGCGGCGCCUGUAGAGAAACCAAUCCGUCCAUCAUCUCCUGUGAGGAUUUGGAGCCGGAAAUUGGGAAAGGAAGGGGCAUCAACUCGAGAAAGUCAGACUUCCUAUCGCACGGCUCGGGCAACUGGUGGUGGUCGAGAUCUGCAAGUCGCAGCCUCGGAAAGCGCUCUCGGUCAUUAUAUUCCAGCCCUGGAAUCCAUCGCAGAGGGUAUGGGGCCGAAUGAUAAGCAUGAAUUGAGAAGUAGCGCCUGCGAGUCGCCCGGGUAUGUCAAGACUGGCGACAUCAAAUUAGGGUCCAAUGUGAUGGAUCCCCCUAAGAACGAUGCGCUCCCGGAUCGCCAGGCCGCUGAUACCAGCUUUCCCCAAACGUCAGUGAAGAGUAUGAAGUAUCCUUCCAAACAGACUCGUUCACCAGUUGGUUCACCCUCUGGAAAGAUGGCGGAUAUCCCCAAAUUAGCUGAAAGCAAGCAAGAAUCCACACAUUCGCUAGCUCCUCCUAGGAUUGCAAAGCCAGUUGCUCAGCCCCAGACGACAACAAGCUCUGCUCAUUCUUUGGCCAGCUUGUCUCAUCAUCCAGCCCAGGAAUGGAAAGUUGUUUCUCAUUAUAAAAAGGGGGCAGCUAGAAGGAUCCCAAUAAGGCCAAGUCACUCUAAUAUAGAAGGCCCAGAUAAGAUCAGCUUGUUAUCUUCCCCAAGAUCCCCAGAUAAACAACAGAAAUCGGCUCAGACUAUUCGAGAAAAGCUACUAGAGUCGUCGCAAUCUCAAGAUCCUCAGGACUCAAGCUCUGAGCCUGGUUGGAUUUCUGGAAAUGUGAAGGACGAUUGCGGUCCUAAAGAAGGAAUGAAAAACGGAAAUUCAGGUCAAGAUGUAAAUCAUCAAUCCUUUGUUUCCAAUGGAAUUCAAUUUGAAAAGAAGAAGAAGAAAAAGCCGCACAUUGAGUCGGGUCAAUCAUCAAACUUGGGAAAUUUGAAUGAUUCUUGGGAAGAUGAUUUGAACGAGUUCAUCGCAUCUGCUGAUAUUGAGGAGAAUCAAGUUGACAGAACUAAAAAUACCAAUAAUAAGUAA